AUGACAUGGAAAAAACGCUAUUCUUGCACAUUUGCUUUUGCCCUCUUGAUUACUCCAAGUAACAGAGUCGACGCACGGCAAAGCACGAACACAAGUGUUCACCGGGAAACUGCUUGGACCUCUGAGCGCAAGAGAUCACUCAGAGCAACUACAAAAGACUUGUGGUACCAUGGUUUUGACCAUUACAUGUCCCACGGUCCAGAUUGGGAAAAUCCCGCAAAUAUAGCACAUAAUGACGUUUCAGGAAACUACUCCCUGACUCUCAUUGAUGUUUUAGACACGUUGGUUGUGCUAGACGAUCCUCCAGGGUUUCAGAACGCGGUCCAAAAUGUCCUUAACUGGGUGUCGUUCGACGUCAACACAAAGCCACAAGUAUUUGAGACCACUAUACGGGUGUUAGGCGGACUUUUAUCUGGCCAUAUGUUUGCAAGUCAACCCGGCCAACCUUUUUAUCUCCCAUGGUAUCGUGGUCAGCUUCUGACAAUGGCGUAUGAUCUUGGGAAUCGACUAUUGCCUGCAUUUUCCACCCCUACUGGUCUGCCUUUCGCUAGGGUUAACUUGCGGCACGGGGUUCAGCGGGGAGAAUCCCUUGAAACUUGCACCGCUGGCGCUGGUUCUCUGAUACUAGAAUUGGCUACCCUCAGUCGUCUCACUGGAGACGACCGCUUCGAGAAAGCGGCAUAUAAAGCUUUCUUCGCACUAUGGAAUAGAAGAUCUGAUAUCGGUUUAGUCGGCAACACAAUUAAUAUUUGGACAGGAACGUGGACAUUACCAGAAGUAACAGGAAUCGGCGCAGGCGUUGAUUCUUUCUAUGAAUAUGCCCUGAAGUGGUAUGUAAUGAGUGGUGAAGUAGAGUUUCUUGAUGUAUGGCAUGAAGGUUAUGCCGCUGUGAUGAGAUAUUCCCGUUCUCCGGACGGUCAUUGGUUUCGCAAUAUCAACAUACAUACGGGUGAUCAAGCAUAUGCCACAAUUGAUUCUCUAUCUGCUUUUUGGCCUGGUUUGCAAGUCCUGGGUGGUGAUAUACAAAAUGCCAUCAAAUCCCACAUGACAUACUGGAACAUCUGGAGACGACAUUCAGGUCUUCCUGAAAUAUGGGACGCUCAUUAUCUGCAAGCAACGUCAUUUCAAUACCCGCUUCGACCAGAGUUCGUCGAAUCGACGUGGUACCUCUAUAGGGCCACUCGAGAUCCGUAUUAUCUAGAUGUUGGUGAACGUAUUUUGAGAGACCUAAUUGUCCGCGCCAAGGUGAAUUGCGGGUUGACUGGUAUUCAAGAUUUGCGGACCAAUGCCAGAGAUGACAGGAUGGAGUCGUUUGCAUUAUCAGAAACACUCAAGUAUCUGUACCUUUUGUUUGACGAGGACAACCCGCUACACAAAGAUGAUUCGCAUUACGUUUUCACCACCGAAGGGCACAUUCUAUCACUUCCAAGGGAAGUUCUGAAGCCUAUGUCUCGUAUUCGACGCAAGAUGCGUGGCGAGGAGAACCACCAAUGCCCCCUGUAUGAACCUGUACAGGACUUAUUGCCUGAUGGGACCAUCAGUGGCCUCAUCCGAGGCGUCGGUUCAAGAGCAGACGUUGAUUAUGCCAGAUACCUGGUCGGAUUGCGAUCACAGGCUCUGGAUGAGCACCACUGGUCUCCUGAUGGCUGGUGUGCAAUCCCUGAAGUUGAUUUAUAUUCUUUUGAUUUCAUCAUGUCACCCGGUGGCAAGGUGGUGCCCGAGGAUCCUAAUCCUAGCCCCCUCAAACUCAAGACAGUGGCAGAUGGUUUUAUUCUCCACAAUGUGACUGGCAUCCGGGCCCACGUUGUCAGUCGAUUGGACCGUAAAGGUUACGACAUCACGAAGCUUGGGCCACACGCCGUCCGUACAGGACAAAUAGUGUAUGUCAACGACUCGGCACUCUGGAACCCUCCAGAUCCUCGCCCAACUUACCGUAGCAAGGACGUUAAACUCCGUAUCUUUCUUGAUACGUUUGACACAGUACUCACAGCACAACCCGGAGCUUCGAGUUUCAAUGGGGAGACGUACGUCAAUGCCUAUACUGCCCAGUUCGGUGGAGACUUGGCUGCACCUGACGCCUCCGACACCCUUCUCUUCGGUUAUUGGGAGGGUACAGAGGUGCAGCAGGACAAAGGCAACCCCCUCGGAUGCAAACCUUAUGAAACCAACUUCGACGGAAACGCCGUCCUCGUCCAUCGUGGUGAAUGUGCAUUCCUAGAAAAGCUGGUCUAUGCGCGGGAUGCAGGCGCUUCAGGAGUCAUUGUUGUCAGCGACGAGGAUACUCCUAUUAAUCCUUCUGCUUCACCCGCAGAGAUCGCUGCUGCGGGCGACCUCAGCAACGUCGCUUUAGUGCUGUUGCCGUAUACAGUUGGCAAAUCUGUUACUGCCAUGGUAGACGCUGCCGGGAUGUUUGGCUACGGACAUGUCAUGUUUGCUGUUGAUACCGAGGCGCAAGCAUGGACAGAGGGAGUAAUAGAUCCGACGCCAGGGGAAGUUGGACAAAUCCUGUACAUCAAUGGACAUCCUCUACUAAAUACUAGACUAAUAAUAUAA
Messenger RNA from Suillus bovinus, 2553 nucleotides. RefSeq names its product glycoside hydrolase family 47 protein. The coding region runs from base 1 to 2553 and encodes 850 amino acids. The record is from RefSeq and is a predicted model, not a curated record. The transcript is spliced from 14 exons. Gene Ontology annotation, molecular function: mannosyl-oligosaccharide 1,2-alpha-mannosidase activity; calcium ion binding. Gene Ontology annotation, cellular component: membrane; endoplasmic reticulum. Gene Ontology annotation, biological process: endoplasmic reticulum mannose trimming; mannose trimming involved in glycoprotein ERAD pathway; carbohydrate metabolic process. Lineage: Eukaryota; Fungi; Basidiomycota; Agaricomycetes; Boletales; Suillaceae.